This is a messenger RNA of Baudoinia panamericana UAMH 10762, 884 nucleotides long. RefSeq lists its product as uncharacterized. NCBI's taxonomy places the organism in Eukaryota, Fungi, Ascomycota, Dothideomycetes, Mycosphaerellales, Teratosphaeriaceae. Bases 74 to 727 code for a protein of 217 amino acids. Gene Ontology annotation, biological process: translation. The transcript has 2 exons. Gene Ontology annotation, cellular component: large ribosomal subunit. Gene Ontology annotation, molecular function: structural constituent of ribosome; RNA binding. The record is from RefSeq and is a predicted model, not a curated record.
ACCAUCACCGUCACAACGCAAAAGCCGUACCAAUACCCCCAGCGUCGACGCAGAGUAUUGGAAGACCGUCACCAUGUCCAAAAUCACGGUCGCAGGUGUGCGCCAAAAUGUACAACAACUCCUCGCCUACUCGACGGAGGAGAAGAAGCGCAACUUCCUCGAGACCGUCGAACUGCAGAUCGGCCUGAAGAACUACGAUCCCCAGCGUGACAAGCGUUUCUCCGGCACCGUCAAGCUCCCCAAGGUGCCGCGCCCCAACAUGAGCAUCUGCAUUUUGGGCGAUCAGCACGAUAUCGAUCGCGCGAAGCAUGGAGGCGUUGAUGCGAUGAGCGCGGAGGACUUGAAGAAGCUGAACAAGAACAAGAAGCUCAUCAAGAAACUCGCGAGGAAGUACGAUGCGUUUGUGGCGAGUGACUCGCUCAUCAAGCAAAUCCCUCGUCUGUUGGGUCCCGGUUUGUCGAAGGCCGGCAAAUUCCCCACCCCGGUCUCGCACAACGAGGACCUGUCCGCCAAGAUCACCGAAGUCAAGUCGACCAUCAAGUUCCAGCUGAAGAAGGUGCUGUGCAUGGGUGUCGCCGUGGGGAAUGUGGAGAUGACGGAGGAGGAGCUGAUUGGUAACAUUAUGUUGUCGAUCAACUACCUCGUGUCGUUGUUGAAGAAGGGGUGGCAGAAUGUGGGUAGCUUGACCAUCAAGGCUAGUAUGAGCCCGCCGAAGCGUCUGUACUAGAUGCUGCUGGAGGUUACCGUGGGACGGUGCUCGUGGAGGAUCGCCGAAGAAGGAUUCAUUGACUCGGCACACGAUUGCGAGGGGAGAAGGGAAAGCGUGUGCAGCUCGUCGAAUGGGUUCAUUGUAACGUAGCGGUGCUCCUCGGUCUCGGUUCGCC